AGAAAUGGCUGGAUAGACCUCAUCUGUGCUCAUGGGCUUUCUGUGUCUUUUUGUGACGCAUCAGCCUGACCCUAGCCCCACGAGACCAAAGCCAUCGAGUCCACCUUGAGCUCUUACACUAAACAGCCCGUGCUUGGCUCUAUCAUUGUUUCCUCUCGAAACCAACGCAUCGGGAUCCCAAACGAAGCACUCAAGCGGCGAGAGCGCAGCGAUUCCUUCUGCAAUAGAACAUCUCCCGCUGUGUUCGAUCUCUGCUUUGCCGUUCCGCUGCAUCCCGGAAACAGCGGGCAAUCGAACGAGGGAAACGGGAAAGGGGAAAACGCACAGUCCACUUCUUGUCUUGGACCCCCUCCCCUGGCGCAGGCUAUUUUGGCGCCCUCCAUUCUGUGUCGUCAUCGGACCAACAUCUUGGACCUGAGACGGUCGAAACCUUGAACAGCCGACCCUCAGCGCCCCCCUCCACCGUCUUUUUUUGUCGAAAUCUCUCGAAGUUCUUGCUUUCUCUCCGUGCGCGCAAACUUCCAGUCUCUGCAUUCAAAUAUCCCUUUGGACCCUGAAUCUGUGGUCUCCCUUGGCCUGUGAUCUGCCGAACACCCCCGCACUUGUCCGUCUUGUGUAGUACUCCACCAGAACCUUGCCAUGGCUCACCGGACAUCUGCCCCUGACCUUGUUCGCGAGCGCCCCGACCGCUUCGAAAGGGGCCGCUUUGAGUAUGAAAGAGACCGCGAUCGGUUCAGCGAGAUCCGAGAGCGCUUCGAAGACGACGACGACGACUACGUGUACGAGCGAGAACGCCGUGUAACAUCCCGGCCUCCCCCCCGCGACCGCGACCGAUCCGUCGACCGCCGUUCCCGGGCCCCCUAUGACGACGACGAGACCAUCAUCCGGGAGCGCCGCCGGGUCAUUUAUGAUGACGAGCAACCACGCAGUAUCCUUCGACGUCGACCAUCUCCUGAGAGUGAGGUGGAGCGCAGGUCUUCUGUCGUGAUUGAGAAGGAGAGAAGGUACCGCAGCCCGUCACCCUCCAAUGCGCCCCGUCCUGGACGACUUUUGAGACGGCAAUCGAGCCUGGACACUUUUGAUCGCAGGCCCCGUGGAUAUUACGAGCGUGAGGAAUACGUGACCCCCGCCCGCCGCCUGGACCACAGUGUUCCGCCCUACGCCGAGAGCCACCGGCCGCUGCCCCGCCACCGAGCCCUGCCCCCUCCCAGAGUGUACGCCGAACGUGAAUACUUCGACGAGAUCCACGUCGAUGACCAUCACCAUGACCACCCCGGCCGAGUCCGCGAAAGGGAGGUGAUCCACACCCGCAUGAGGUCACGGAGUCGAGAGUCGCGCAUCCGUCGUGGAAGAUCCCGAUCGUCCAGCAGGAGCAGCUCCUCAAGCAGCAGCGGCGGCACCAGCCUCACUGCCCGAAGCGAGUAUCCAAAGAAGGGCAAGACCCGCAUUCCAGCGCGCCUGGUCUCCAAGCGGGCGCUUAUUGAGCUUGGUUACCCAUUCGUCGAGGAGGGAAACACAAUCAUCGUCCAGAAGGCACUUGGCCAGAAGAACAUUGACGAUUUGCUGAAGCUGAGCGAUGAUUAUAAGAAGAGUACGCCCACCCCGUUACUCCCCCACCAGGACAAAAAAGUAACAUUCCCAGGCGAGUUCGAGAUCAUGGCCGCGCGAUCCAGCGCUGGUGAUAUCAUUGAGGAACGUCGAACAGAGAUUGUCGAGUACCACACCACGGCACCUCCCCCUGCGGUGCACUACCACCAUCAACACCCGCCGGCCCCGGCCGGUAAUGGUCCUAUUAUCAUCAACGCCCAGCCCGCUCCCGCACCAGCCCCUCCCGUCGAGGUGGUCAAGACAACCAUGAUCCGCGAGCAGUCCCCAGCACGGUCCUACACGACCACCUCGUACGACACCACCUCGUACGGCACAACCACGUCAUAUGACACCUCUCUUACCUCCAGGGGCCCACCCACAGUGAUUGUGGACGCCCGCCCGCGUGAGGUAGCCCUUGUCGAGCCUUCUCGGGAUACCUGGCGCUACGACGAUAAUGAUGAGCUGCGGUCUGAGAUUCGGCAUCUGGAGCGGCAGCUCGCGCGGCGGGAACGGUCAAAGUCGAGACACUCGCGUCACGGCAGCCGAGGCGACCUGGUUAGGGCGGAACGGUUGUCGACGGGCGAGCUGGUGCUGUACGAAGAGGAAAUUGAGACAAUUGAGGAGCCUGCGAGGGGAGGGUUGAGAAUCGAGAAGGACAAACGAGGUAGGAUGUCUAUCAGCGUGCCGAGGAACCGGUAACCGGUGCUCGGUUUGCCGGAUUCGGCCCCCCUCCCAGGUUGAUGAAGGCUAUGUUGGCUACUUUGACUUGAGUGAGCAAUUUCGAAUCAAGCAAGCAAGCGAAGCGAAGCCAGUUGAAGACGAGAUUGGAUAGUAAGCGUCUGGGAGGCGAUCUUUUUGGAUGAUGUGAUUGGUUGCGAAUUUCUUUGUUUGAGAUUCUUUUGGGCGCGGCAGCAGCAUACUAAUAAUGUGGGCGGCUGUUUUUGGUUACGAUGUGAUGAUGACUUUUUAAUGAGAUAUACAGUGUGGGAAAUAUGCAUAUGGAAUUUGGGAAGGUCUGGAUGUGGUGUGAAAUGUAGGGGCAGAAGCUA
Podospora pseudopauciseta is the source of this 2636-nucleotide messenger RNA. RefSeq lists its product as uncharacterized. The coding region runs from base 640 to 2286 and encodes 548 amino acids. The record is from RefSeq and is a predicted model, not a curated record. Lineage: Eukaryota; Fungi; Ascomycota; Sordariomycetes; Sordariales; Podosporaceae. The transcript has 3 exons.